This is a messenger RNA of Saccoglossus kowalevskii, 3628 nucleotides long. RefSeq names its product Cer-d4 protein (gene Cer-d4). Gene Ontology annotation, cellular component: nBAF complex. Lineage: Eukaryota; Metazoa; Hemichordata; Enteropneusta; Harrimaniidae. The record is from RefSeq and is a predicted model, not a curated record. Gene Ontology annotation, biological process: nervous system development.
CACAGGAAAAUGGCUGUCACACGGUCGUCGAGAUAUCAUCACGUUCCUAUCACAGAUUGGGACCAAUACUACAAAGACACACUUGACAAUGCUUCACAUUAUAACACUAGACUGACCAUUGAGAGGAAAUUGCGCCUGCCAUUUCUUGAUUCACAUACUGGAGUUGCACAGAACAACUGCUACAUAUGGAUGCAGAAGCGACAUAGAGGACCCGGUGAGGCGUAUGGCCAGUUCUAUACAUACCCCUCCAGAAGAUGGAGGAAAAAAAGAGGGCGUCCCCCUCCUAUUCCAUCAUCACCUCAGGUUAAACCAGAAGAAGAGACAGAUGCUGGAAUGAUACAGAAUAGUGAUCUUAAUCUUAUAGGUAGUGUAGAGAAUGCUCUUGGUGUAAACUCCGAAGAGGCGAAUAGUCUGAUUGAAUCCAUUCUAAAUACAAGUGAAAAAGACUCAAAGGAAGAUUCCUUAAUGAAGGACCUUGAUACAUUAAGUGAUAUACCAGAUGCCGGUGAAAUUGAAGAUAUUGACUCCAUGAGAAGUGACGAUGAAGAUUAUGAAUAUACUUUGAAAAAGAAGAAAAGCAGUAAAAAGACUAAAACGUCUCGUCGUAAAGCUGAUGCAGAUAUGCCAACACUGAUGGCGGAGGACAAGGAAAAACCUUUUGCUUGUAACUUGUGUGGUCGUCGUUACAAGAAUAGACCUGGAUUAACUUAUCAUGUGACUCAUUCCCAUGGUGGCAUUGAGGUUGCAUUUGAAGAGAAAUCCCAACCCUCUCCUUUGGAACCAGCUGUUCAGACAGGUAUGACAAUGAUUGCACAGAACCUAGUACCGCCUCCCACCACAACAAGUACACCUGCUAAUUCCUCAGGUAUUGCUGCUCCAAACAAUUACUGUGACUUCUGCCUUGGGGAUGCCUCUGAAAACAAAAAGACUGGUGUUUCUGAAGAAUUGAUUUCAUGCUCCGACUGUGGUAGAUCAGGUCACCCAUCUUGCCUCCAGUUCACCACUAAAAUGACAUCAAAUGUUAAAAAAUACCGUUGGCAGUGUAUAGAAUGUAAAUCAUGUCACUUAUGUGGUACCUCAGAUAAUGAUGAUCAACUGCUUUUUUGUGAUGAUUGUGAUCGUGGAUAUCAUAUGUACUGCCUGAAUCCUCCCAUGUCGCAUCCUCCAGAAGGAAGCUGGAUUUGUAACUUGUGUGAACAAGAUUUGAUAGAGGAGAAAAAACAGCAACAGCAACAGCAGCCGCAAACACAGCAUCUACCACCUCCCCCUCACUUACAACAACAUCAUCCACAACUAAUGCAACAACAACACCUUCCUCAACACCCACAGCAUGGCCAUCACCAACAACUCCAGCAGCAACUUCAGCAUCAACAUCACCAGCAGCAGCAACAGCAGCAACACCACCAGCAACAGCAUCAUCUUCAGCCUCAUAUACAGUUACCAGUUUUACCACCACAGCUUCAUCCAAUGAGAAACUGAGUUCCUGACUUUGUGUUUUGAUUCAUGUUUUCAUUUAUGCGAGACCAUUGCCAAACAGAAUAUAGGAUUCUUUCCUUAAUAAUUUAGUUUUUAUGCUCGAUUUAUAUUCGUUGAAUUUCACGACUUGCUACUUUCCAGUGGGACCCUAUGGACCACAGUUAUGCCACUGUCAUACUGUAAAAUCUGUAUUAGAAGCCAUUAAAAUGGUACAUUGCAAUGAGGGGAUGGGGCUUCUAAAAAGGACAUCUACACAUUUUUGGUUCUCAAUUGUUCAAAAAUAAUUGGUUUGGCUUCUAUUACAGUUUUUAUGGUACAACAAGAAUGCAGUAGCUGAAUGAUAUAACCAAACGAUCAUAUUUUGCCAUACCCACUCAUUCAUGGAUUACAACAUAUAUGUUGUACACAACUGAUACUCUCACAAUAUAACCAAUUGGUAUUGCACCAUCUCUGGUUGUUGGGUUAUUCAGAAAGAAUCAAAAAUGAAAAUACCAGUAUAUAUCAGUUGUACACUCUUUUGUACAACAUUGAAAUUUCAAAAGUCAAAAAUAUUCAUAGGUACUUUUGAUGUUUCAAAACUAAAUCUAACAAAACUUUUUAGCUCCCUGGCCUAGAAAAACAAUUCCCAACUAUUUUUGGUUAAAUCAUUUCACAUUGUGUAAUAUUGGUUUGAAUAAUUAGUACUUAUAGUAACCACAAAACAUUUUGAAAAGAUUCAUACUUCAUUGAUAUAUUGUGAUAUAGCAUACACCAUAAAUCAAAACAAAGAAAGUUGAUGUUAGGUCUUUUAUAUAUUAUUAGAUCGAUUCCUGGUAAAUACAAGGUAGCAAUAAUAUAUAAUUAUUGUAGAAUACUUUAUUUUCACUCAGAAUUAAUUUUCGCUGAAGGAAUGAUUCAGUAGAAAUCAAAACCAGCAAAUAUACCUUUUUUCCUAUAUUUUACAUUCAACUUGUCAAAAAUUAGUGAAAAUAAAUUCAUACAAAACACCCAAAAUGUCUUUUCAAGCGAAAAUUAAUUCCAGCUAAAAUAAAGUUUUUUACAGUAUUCAUUUUAUUGGACUAUUAUAGUUGUACUUCUGAUAUACAGGUAACAUGUUAAAAAGUUUGUUUUUAUGAAAUUUUAUUUUUUUUAAAUUAUACUUUUCACUGCCAUGUUUUUUAUUAAUAUUACCUUGUAUUUCGUGAUUUGAAGUAGUUAAAUUUCCUGCACAAGUCUUUUGAUAUCUUGUGACUUGAGUAAAUUUCUGCUGAGAGUGUAAUGCAUUCGAUAUGGGACCCACACACAUUGUGUACACCAUUCUUUUCAAAGGGUCUUGAAAAAAAAAACCAAACCUUUCAUCGCCAAAAAUAUGAUCAAAAUUACAUUCUGAUCUUCCAAAUCAAAUUUUGUAAAAAAAAAAAAUACAGUAGUAAUUAAGAUGCAUAUUAGGAUUAUGUUGUAUUUGUGACUUACUGGCCAGAACAAUUCUUUUUUUUUUAUUUGACUGUGUUGUACUCUAUGUAUAGUUCUGUGUUCUGCAAUGCUGUUUUCAGAGGUGUAUUUGGGAUUGAAAUAUGGUCACACAUUCCAAAUUAUGGAUGCAGAUUCAGAAUUGGCAAUUUUCCUUUUCUCGACAAGACCCUACUGGCCGUUUGUCUAUCGUCACAUUAAUUAUGCGUUUUUAUCAAGUGAAUGAUAAAACAAGACAUACUAAGAAUUGGAAACUAAAAUUUUGAAAAAGGACAGUUUUCGUAACCCAACUUUCACAAAAUAAACGAGCACUUUUUUUUUUUCAUCAGUUUGGGUUAUGCAACUAAGCACUUUUCAAUCCCAUGUAGUUCACCACUGACAGCAGUCUUGAUUGAAUAUAAUCAAAUAUUGAAUUUGUAUCUUUAUUUUAUUGAGAAAUGUGCUAACUGUUAAGAUUAUUGUUAUUCUUGAAGUGUCUGUCUCACCAUGGUUACAAUUUAUGGUUGCAUGAUCUGUGCAAGGACAAGGAAUUGCUAGGAUGCCUGAUUGUUUCAAGACUUUGAAGUCUUAUUAUGCCAGUAUGUGUUUACUUAGUAGAACAUUACAAGAAUAUCUUGUAUUGUAGUGAACUAACAAUGAAAUACUGUAAAAUACUUCAUUUUUGCUGCAGGAAUAAUUCAGUGAAAAUAAAACCCAGCGAAUA